Messenger RNA from Caenorhabditis sp. 36 PRJEB53466, 603 nucleotides. Lineage: Eukaryota; Metazoa; Nematoda; Chromadorea; Rhabditida; Rhabditidae. The record is from the annotation of a GenBank genome assembly.
AUGAACGCCCGAACCAUUGCCGUCAUCGCCGUCUGCGCCCUUCUCUUCGUCUCUUCCAUUGACUGCAAGAAGGUUGCGAAAGAAGAGAAGAACGUCGAAAAGGGGAAAGCGACCAAGUGAGUUGGAAAAGGGAGCCUGAGAACAUUGGGAGUUUCAGGGAGCCUAAGGUGAAGAAGGUGAAGGCUGAGAAGGUGGUCGUUGUCGAGGAACCAGUGGUCGCCGAGACCGCUCCAGAAGUCGUCGUGCCAGAGGUUGAGGAAGUCGAGGAAGCCGUUGUUGUCGAGAAGGUCGCCCCGAAGCACAAGGUCUCGCCGCCAAAGUCUUUGAAGGUGACAACAUUCUUGAAGAAGACAAUAUUCGUUCUCCAUAUUUUCAGGUCACCAGCGCCUACGAGACGUGCAAGCUUGAGUGCAGAAAGCAGAGAGACGCCGUGCAGGCCGCUGACGUAAGCAUCUUCCCGCCUAGAAACUAACAUCAAUCUGUCUCUUUCAGUACGUCGAGCAGCUCCGCACCGAGCUCGUCGCCGCUGAAGCCGCCCUCGCCGCCGAGAACGUUCCGGCCGAGGCCCCAGCCGCCGUUCACCAGCCAGUUGCCAACCACUAG